Penicillium olsonii is the source of this 1683-nucleotide messenger RNA. The record is from the annotation of a GenBank genome assembly. NCBI's taxonomy places the organism in Eukaryota, Fungi, Ascomycota, Eurotiomycetes, Eurotiales, Aspergillaceae.
AUGUAUAAACCUGCACCUCCAAGGCCAAAGAAAACCAACAUCGUUCGGUCGCGGAACGGCUGCAAGGGCUGCCGUGAACGGCGCACUAAGUGCGACGAGAAAACGCCAGUAUGCGGCACGUGCGCUAGACUGGGGAAACCCUGCGAAAAGGUCAAACCCGAGCUGAAGUUUCACGUUGUGACUGGCCCGACACGCGCGACAACGGCGCCCAGUGCCGAGGCCCAGACUUCCGAAAGGCAGGUCUCUAUAGCGGCCUCCGACUCACGCCGUGAUCUCCCAACACCGAAUGGCAGCCUUAUCCGCUCACUUAAGCAUACCGAGCGAGAUGUCUUUUACUCGACGUACUGGGAGGAUCGCUGCCUACCUGCGCUACCCCCCAUGUUCCACGCGAUUUCGGGGCUGCUCGAUUUUGCACCCUUGAAAGGGGCGGUUCUUGCUCUAUCGGCGUGCAAUAUUAGCCGCAUACAAGCGGAGAGGAAGUCAUCGGCAAGCAUGACAAGCUCCAGCGUGUAUCAACCGAGUUUGCAACAUCAGACGCGGAGUCAGCUGUACUAUUCUUCGGCAAUCAAGAACUUCACAGCACUCACUUCGCAGGACUAUCAGCAUAACCUUCGGUUGGUCUUAGCCAUCCUUGUGACUUUUGGCUACAUAGAGUCAUCUAUGGGUAAUUUUGAUGGUUUCUACUGCCAUGUGCAGGGUUUAUCAGGGUUCCUUGUGGAGCUGCGACAAUACACGGAGGACCCAAUCAUCAGGGAUUUGCUCGCAGCGUGGUUCCAAUCACAGUUCCUUGUUUGGUGGGCGCGCACCUAUUUCAGCUCUUUGGCUGUGCAGCGGCAAUUACCGUCGAUCCAUCUACCCGCGGUACUGUGUCAGUCCCCUGGGUCCCUUCACGAACGGAGAGCAGUGGUAUUGGGCAUUCUCUGUGAAUCCCAUCUAGUGAACACGAAAGAGACACUUGGACAUUGGGACCAAUCCGAGCUCUGGUCGGUGACACUGCCAGAGAGUUCUCAUGAUGAAACGAAACCGCUCUGGAUAGCGCAAUUAGAAGAUGCGUCCAAGAGACUGGACACGUGGGUUCUCAACUUACCGCCAUCAGAGCAUCCCAUCAAAGCCGAAACCUCGUCAACAUCACAUAUCCUAUUCAAGUCUCAUGAUGCGGCUCUCAAUUUCGCUUACUAUGCAACGGCCCGCAUAAUGCAGUGUCUAUCAUUCUUGUACAGCCUUCAGACAAAUGACACGCAAGGCAUUCUAAACGGAUGCUUUGAAACCGAAAGAUGGAUCUCCCUCCUACUAGAUAUCGCCCGAGGCGUCGAUCUGCAUGCCUCCAUCACCAUGAAUACCUAUACAAUUGGCUUUUCCAGCCUGUUGCUUGCCGCGUCUCUUCGGUGUCAGGAUCUGUCACUUGGGAUGAAGAUUGAGCAGUGGUUACAGAAUUUGGAAAGUAUCCAGCCGACAGAAGAAGGUGCAUUCCCUGUCUACCAGACUCUUGCUGUCGUCAAAGCGAUCAAUCGACAAAGAAUGCUUGGGCGUGAUAUAUUCGGUGUUUCACAGCCGGUGGAUGAUGGGGGUGGGACUCCGAAAUUCCACGGAUAUAACAGCCAAAUGAUCCGCAGUCUUUUGAUGCAUGGCAGAUGCAGAUUUUCGGGUGAAUUUUUCACGGAAGAUAUGGAACUUGAUAUCUGA